GCAAAGCUUAAUUAAACUUAACUCGUAGCGUCGAAAAGGGUAAUUACCAAUUUUAAACAUUUUUGGAAUGGAGAUUUCAUUUGCGAUUCAUCAGUUUAAAGGUCAUCAUAUAACCAGGGUCAAUUAGCAUUGUAUUUCUUAAGAAAAUUCUGAGAGAACCUCUGGUAACAUAUAGUCUACUUUUGAUGUACCCAAAGAUUGUUAUAUUUCUAUGAUGGCAAUUUUUACUUUGAUGGAUAGAUAGUGAUAAAGCCAAUGUUAAAAAAACAUAUAAAGAACAUUGCCCUUGAUCACUUGAAUGGAGCCGAGAUCGGCCUUUACAAAUUUCAGCAAUUCCACAACCUAUCAAAUUACGAACAUCAGGAAGCCUUGAACUUUAAAUAGGUUUUCCUCCUUGUCGCUGUGUGUUAGUAAGCUGGGUAAUCAGCGAUUUACAUGGUCGUUUUUCAAUAGUGUAGAUGAUGACGAUGUGGCUCUUAUUAUUCACUAUUUUCAGGUCGAUUUGGACUUUCGUAAUAAAUUAAAUUUCCUUACGUCUACUUUGUAUGAAGUCAGGAACUCCCCCUUUUUUUUCGCAGCUUCGUUGAAGAAAAUAAAUUCAAACUCCUUUAUACGACACCAAGUCCUUGAACCUAAAGUUCGACGCCAAUCAAUGCAAUGGGUAGCUCAGUUGCCCUGGCAAGUUGAAAAUCCCCGUUUGAAUCAAAACUAAACUUUUAGUUAUGAUUAAGUUUUUUAGCCGAAAGAUCCGGCACCUUAUCCACGUGAAAAGUUAAGUAUAACUUACACAAAAUAAAAGGGAACUCUCCCAGAGUAGUAUUCAAUUACUUUUUUCUCACAGGCCCACGAUCAUUCCAACUGAAAUCAUUCUUCUGUUGUUAGCACACGGCACCCUGAAAACGCUCGUCAGACGAAUCUUUGUGAACAUAUCGCCAAGGUUUUCUGUUGGUGCUUUACACGCACUGAUAUUUGACGUUCAUAACUCGCGUCCUUUGGCAAUGCAGGUUCCUUCUUGCCGUUUGUGCGCGCGUGUAUCGCAUGAGCUGUAUGAGUUCUUCUUGACUCCAAAGAAUGAUUCAACAGCUCCUUUCACCGUCAUGGCAUCUAAUCUAGAUCUCGACAUGAAAUUCUCUGAGGCGUAAGUACUGCUGUGUUUUGUCCAGGUUUUUAUGAGGUGAGGGGUAGGAUAUUACUUACCCUUUCUGUAAAAGUGCUGCUGCUGUAAAUUUUUGUUUUAUUGCAAGUUGCUUUAUUUUGGUUUGUUUUUGGAAAUGGGAGUGUCAUUCCAAUCCAGGGUGACCAACCUUAACUGCAGUUCAGUUUAGUAAGUUAACUGUAUGAAAUAGCUUGGAGUUUCUGUUUUGUUCCAUUAUCUUUUCCAGUCUUUUCCUCCUAUCUUAAGGCUCUAUACAGCAACGUCAGAUACGUUUUUCAGGCAAAAACUCUCUUUACGAGGAUGGCCCUUAAAGGUCAUUCUAAAAUGUCUUCCCACGGAUGUGAGGUACAUGCAGCUCAGCGAAGGGAAUAGUAUUAAUGGUCAUUUGUUAGUUGAGACGAGAUACAGAGGGUUUAAUGACCAGGUGAAUAAUUCAAUUUUGUUUUUUUGUUUGUUUGUCUGUUUUGUUUUGCUUUUGUUUUUUUUUUUCAUUUAGGCGCUGUCGGAAGGAAAAUCUGCCCUCCCAUUACACCCAGAAUUUUCACUUAAAUUCGGUAUCCAAUUAUGUUUAAUCUUUUGUUAUUGUUAUUUUACUGUAAUUUUAUCUUUACUUGUGCCAUGGUAACAAAUUUUGAUCCCUGCCGAGUGGCUUCGUCUUCGUCUCGUCUCCGUAUUUUAAUUGCCUCAAGCACUGCGGGUGUGUUUUCUUUGCACGCUCGCGGACCUGCAUUUAAACACUACGCAGCUCUGUUUCAGGAUGAGUGCAACAAGGGAUCGUUUGUCAGCGACUUCUUAUUUCCCGUCAUGAAUCGGUGAGAUACUAGGGCAAUUAGCGAUUUCUUUUUGUAUUUUUUCGUGUAUUUUCGUUGACUUUUUGGGAACAGUAUUUUCUUUUGUAUUUUCCUUUCCGUUGUACACCCCGCACGCUCCAAAUGAAUUCAUAUAUCUAUAAAAUAAAAGUCUCUUUUUCAAUUUUCGAUUUUUAGGUAUGGAUGAACGGAAGACAACUUUUUGAGGAGCGUAGCUUAACUAGACUUUAUUGUGUUUAUCCGUACCACCGGGUCCCUGCGGAAGGCGAGAUGCCUUCCGACCCUGUCUCCGAGGAAUCCAAGGAGCUUGGGAUUAAUCCAUGUAAGCCUCACUCAAGUAGUAUCACCAGUGUCAGUGCCUGUAACUGUGGAAGGAUAGAGGAUCACAGAAAAGAUCCUUUUGAUCUCAAGAAUGUCCCUUUUGGGUUUGUAUCCGUGCAAUAAUAUCUCAGCUCCAACUUAUUUAUCAUUCACCUCGGCUUCGACGACAAUAUUAUCAUCAAUUGUCGCUAUUGUAGGCAACUUUUUAGUGGUGGUCGCCGUUCUCCUAGAUCCCAACAGAGACCUGCGUUCGCCAUUCAGCUUCUUCGUUGCCAAUCUGGGACUGGCAGAUCUUAUUGUGGGGCUUGUCACCGCACCAAUGGGUACCAUAUACCUAAUCUCCGAAGGGCUAAAACGUGUGGAGAAUUUGCAAGGAUUCCGGCGGUGGAUGCAUGUAUGCUACUUCAUUUCCUGUUCUGCCUCUCUGCUCAGCCUAACAGCCUUGGCGUUGGAUCGAUACGUUGCUAUCACAUAUCCUUUGCAUUACCGAAGCAAACUGAACCCAACAAGAGCUUUGUUUAUCUCAUGUUUGGUUUGGACCACUUCGAUUCUCUUGUCCUCAAUCUAUUUCAUCGUGGGCUACAACAGGUUCCGGUUUGUCUUUGCAAGCACUGCUGUUGCGGUUACUUUCGCGGUGCUAAUUUUCACGAACGUGAAGAUUUUCAAGUAUUUGCGAUAUCAAGUCCGUCACUGGGACAGUUUACACGACAGUACAGAGGUGAAUGUCGUCAUGAAACAAGCCAUGAAAAGAGAGAGGAAGUUUACAAAGACACUGUUGAUUGUCCUUUUGUUAUUUUUAGCGUGCUACGUGCCUUCGUGUGUAUGUAUCUAUAUCGUUAACUUUUGCUACACUUGCGGCUGUGAGUUUAUUCACUGGGUAAGAGACAUCCAGUUUGUUCUUGUGAUGGCCAACUCUGGUGUGAAUCCAUUCGUAUAUGCGUGGAGGUUAAAAAAUUUUCGGAAGGCCUUUAAGAGUAUUCUAACGUGCCGUGCAUUUCUAAGGCGGCAUAGGUCAGUCUCAGUGAAUAUUGAACUGUCGACAUUGAGCAUAGCUAAUAACACCGUCUCAAGUGAUAUCAGUGUUGGAAGAUUUAAUCCAACAGUACAGGAGUAGCAAAGUUUAAUUAAAUGUGGCUCGCAGAGUCGAAAAGGGUAAAAACCAAUUUUAAGCAUUUUUGGAAUGGAGACUUAAUUUCCGGGGAAUUUUUCAGUUUAAAGGCCUGAAAACGCUCAUCAGACGAAUAAGUGCAAGAAACGUUCAAACUUACCAUUCGCAAUUAGCAAAAGGAACAGUUUCCGUGAUUAUUUGGCAUCGUAUGGUUUUUUAAGCGUUAAUUCAUUCUAUAAAUAACGCUUUAUGUAAGUUUUAAGAAGUUAUAAUCAUCAUCAAUUUAUUGUUAUUACAACUUGUACUUGAAUAAGUCCUUAUUGGCUAUAUAUUGUAUUUAGCUUAAAUUCACAA
Molecule: messenger RNA, 3748 nt
Organism: Pocillopora damicornis (cauliflower coral)
Lineage: Eukaryota; Metazoa; Cnidaria; Anthozoa; Scleractinia; Pocilloporidae
Product: adrenocorticotropic hormone receptor
Biological process (GO): G protein-coupled receptor signaling pathway
Cellular component (GO): plasma membrane
Molecular function (GO): melanocortin receptor activity
Source: RefSeq, a predicted model, not a curated record